CACUGAUUGCAGGCGGAGGAGGAAGGCGCUGAGGAGCGAGCACAGCAGCCCUACCCGCAGCCGCACAGCAGCACCGCUGAGAAGGGGCGGCGACCAUGAGCGAGGCCACUGAGAACUCCCUGGAGAGCAGCCUGCGGCGGCUGAAAUGCCACUUCACCUGGAACUUGUUGGAGGGAGAGAAUUCCUUGGAUGAUUUCGAAGACAGAGUGUGCCACCAGACGGAGCUGCAGAACGGCGAGUUCAAAGCUACAGCGUGCAACUUGCUGGCCUACAUUAAACACCACCGGGGCCGAGGGGAGGAGGCGCUGCAGUGCUUGCGGCAAGCUGAAGACUUAAUCCAGCAGCAGCACCCUGACCAAGCAGAAAUCCGAAGCCUGGUCACCUGGGGCAACUACGCCUGGGUCUACUAUGGCAUGGGCAGACUCUCCGAAGCUCAGGUCUACGUGGACAAGGUCAGAGAGGCGUGCAAGAAGUUUUCCAGCCCCUACCGAAUGGAGAGUCCCGAGCUGGACUGCGAAGAAGGGUGGUCACGGCUGAAGUGUGGAAGGAAGCACCAGGGAAGGGCGAAGGCGUGUUUUGAGAAGUGUCUGGAAAAGUGCCCGAAGCACCCAGAGUCGGCCUCGGGACUGGCGAUCUGCAGCUAUCGUAUGGAUGAGUGGCGAGUGCCCAAGAAUCCCCUGGAUGCGCUGAGGCAGGCCAUUCGGCUCAAUCCGGACAACCAGUACAUUAAGGUCCUCCUGGCUCUGAAACUGCAAAAGAUGCAGGAGGAAGGUGAAGCAGAGAGGUUAGUGGAAGAAGCUGUGGCGAAAGCCCCCUGUGCCAUAGACGUGCUGCGCGGGGCAGCAAAGCUGUAUCGGAAAAAAAACGACGUGGACAAAGCUAUCGAGCUGCUUACGAGGGCUGUAGAAUGCUCGCCAGACAACCCCUACCUGCACUGCCACCUUGGGGUGUGCUACAGGGCCAAAGUCCUCGAGUGUGAGAAGAGAGGCCAGCGUGGACGGUACGGGGAGAGAGAGGCCUACCAGGCACUGAUCAGACACGCCGUGGGUCAUUUGAAGAGAGCUGAUGAGCUCAACGGAAGUCUCGCCAAUGUGGGCUCCCUUCUGGCCUGCCUCCACCUUCAGGCGGGCCAGUACGAAGAAGCAGAAUAUUACUUCCAGAGAGAAUUCGGCAAAGAGCUCACGGCUGUAGAGCGGCAGGUGCUGCAUCUCCGAUACGGCAACUUUCAGUGGUUUCAGAUGAAGUGCGAAAGCAAGGCCAUCCACCACUUCAUGGAGGGGGUGAAAAUAAACCAGGACCCCAAGGCCACAGGAAAGAUGGAAAGAAAGCUGCGAGGUAUUGCCGACACCAGAAACGGAGACGAUCCCGAGGCUUUGCGCAUCUUGGCAUGUCUUCAGGAGCUGAAUGGGAAAAGGCAGCCAGCAGAGGAAAACUCGGAGAGGGCUGUGAGCUCCGGACGCCUCAGCCCUUCGGCGUUUUUAGGGGAGGAAUGAGGAAUCGGGGUGUCGCGCCACCGGGCUACUCCUGGGAGGGAGGCAAAACCCCUCUUUUGCAGUUGGUAUCGAAAUAUUUAACUACGAGUGUGGCAUAGGCGUGGACUAAGAGAGUGGCCGCAGUACUGGAUUGGGUUGAGUUGCUCAGGGAGUUCCAGAAGAGGGACUAAAUUGGUGUGUGUGGGGGGG
This is a messenger RNA of Eptesicus fuscus (big brown bat), 1682 nucleotides long. RefSeq names its product interferon induced protein with tetratricopeptide repeats 2 (gene IFIT2). Lineage: Eukaryota; Metazoa; Chordata; Mammalia; Chiroptera; Vespertilionidae. The record is from RefSeq and is a predicted model, not a curated record. The coding region runs from base 96 to 1493 and encodes 465 amino acids. Gene Ontology annotation, molecular function: protein binding. The transcript is spliced from 2 exons. Gene Ontology annotation, biological process: defense response to virus. Gene Ontology annotation, cellular component: cytosol.